Molecule: messenger RNA, 582 nt
Organism: Ilex paraguariensis (yerba mate)
Lineage: Eukaryota; Viridiplantae; Streptophyta; Magnoliopsida; Aquifoliales; Aquifoliaceae
Source: the annotation of a GenBank genome assembly
AGAGAGAGAGAGAGAGGAAUGGAAAGUUCAGUUGGGGUUGGGCUCAUGGCGGUUUGUGCCGUUUCAGGAAGUGUAGUCCUCCUUGCUCUUCAAGUUCAUAAACGCAUCCUCUCUGACUUCAUGAAGAAGAUUGAAUUUGAAUUGGGGUCUGAGAAGGUUCAACCCAAGAAGAAGGUUAGGUUUGCCGAAGACGGGGUGGAGCUGUCGCCGGAGAACAAAGAUUCCCGCAAGAAGUAUGUGCCGGAGCAUGGCCGGUCGAGCCGAGUUGCUGAUGAAAAGUUGGAUAACACCAUGCCUCUUAAUUGGCAAGUUAUGUACAAAGGGAUUUUGCAAUAUAGGGCACUUAAAGGGCACUGUUAGCGUCCCUUAAAUGUUUGUUUCCAACAUCUUUGUUCGGGUAGUGGUGGUGGAAGGUGAAAAUCUAGGAACGUUAAUACAGUGUUUGGAUAGUUUCUAGGUUCCAUGAAUACAUGCAAGUUCUUGUAUAGCACCUUGUAAUUGGAAGAAGUUGCAAAACCAGCAAAUUCCCAGAUUGUAAUAAAUAAACUUUAUUUGUUUGUGUUUAAUGAAUUGAGAAUUGAG